AUGGACGCUCUAUCGGAAAUCAGCGGUUCUUCUAUGGCAAUCGCGUCCGCCCUCUCCGUGGCGGCGGGGGCCUACCUCAAUGCAAAGUGGUCUAUUUCUACAGAUCUUUCGGCCAUUCGUCAAGAUCGCUCCUUUGGACAACGUUUGGGUCAGCGCAUCGCCCAAUUAGGCGACACAGCUACAGUAUACAAGAUGCUGGAGCGGUUAGUUGACGUGGAUGGCCAGGGGUCUUCGGAGGCGCUCUGGUUUGAACACAAGACCUGGACGUACUCUCAGUUAAAGGAUCUUGUGGAUCGCUUUGCUGCUCUUCUCCAUGAAAGAGGGAUCAAGUCCGGGGAUUUUGUCGGUGUCUUCACCACCAAUUCCCCAGAGAUGGUGGUGACCAUAUACGCACUCUCCAAGCUCGGAGCUGUUGCUGCACUCAUUAAUACAAAUCUGCGCGAUGACACUUUCAUUCACUGUCUCAAGGUGUCGGGCUCUAUAUUUAUCAUCUCGACUCCUGAUUUGUCACAAUUCGUGUCUAGUGAUCUGCCCCAUAUCACAAUGAACAUAUCCUCUUUCCAUGGCGUUUCCACGGGCACGACAGAACUUGUGACGGAUGCAGACCUACAACGGUUUUCACCUGUCGGGCUGGCCGCUGCGAAGAGAUCACCCGGCGAUCUAAACGUGUUGAUCUACACGUCCGGCACGACAGGCAAGCCUAAAGCAUGCGCGAUUCGCAACAUGCAAGCCAUCGUGACCUCCAACCCCCUGACCGUCGACAUCAACAAUCGCUCGAAAUACUACCCCCUUCGCACCUACUCAUCGCUCCCUCUCUUCCACGGCACCGCUUAUUUCACCGGCAUCUGCUACGCCGUCGGCAACGCCGGCACAUUAUGUCUACGCCGCAAAUUCUCGGCAUCCCAGUUCUGGAAAGAUGUCCACGACUCCAGAGCCACGCGCAUCCUCUACAUCGGCGAACUCUGCCGCUACCUCCUGUCCACGCCGCCCUCACCCUACGAUAAAGACCACUCCUGCAUCGUCGCGAAUGGAAACGGACUCCGCGAAGAAAUCUGGGACCGCUUCCGCCAACGCUUCGGAGUCCCCGAGAUCCGCGAAUUCUACCGCUCCACCGAGGGGGUCGCCAAAUUCGACAAUUUCGGCGAAGGCGCCUGGGGCGUGGGGAAGAUCGGCUUCGCGGGGCCCCUCCGCCGCCUCCUCGACGACGACGUGUUCAUCGUCAAAUACGACACCGACACCGAAAUGCCGUACCGCGACCCGACGACGGGGUUCUGUGUUUGCGCCUCCCUCGGCGAAGAAGGCGAGGCCAUCGGCCGCGUGCGCAAUCGCCGUCUUCUCACCGAGUACCUUCACAACGAGGACGCCACCGAGAAGAAGCUGCUACGCGACGUGUUCAAGAAAGGCGACAUCUUCCAGCGCACGGGCGACCUCGUCGUCCAGGAUCAGUCGGGGUGGAUCAAGUUCCAGGACCGUGUGGGGGAUACUUUCCGCUGGAAGGGGGAGAAUGUCAGCGCGGGCGAGGUCAGAGACCAUAUCUGUCGGAUUCCGACGGUUCAUGACGCCGUUGUGUAUGGUGUGAAGCUGAAUGGAUAUGACGGCCAAGCCGGUGCAGCGGGCAUCACUCUGGAAGAAGCAUCUUCGGAGAACGGAUUCAUGACGAAUCUCUACCGCGAGCUCAAGAAGAAGGGCGUUCCAUCGUACGCGCUCCCUCGGCUUAUUCGUCUUACCGAGAAAGUCGCCACCGGCGUCACCUUCAAACAAGCCAAAGGCGACCUCGCGAAGAAAGGAUGGGACCCUAGUGCGGACUGGAAGGGCGAUAAACUAUACUGGUUGAAUGGGUCCAGAUACGAGAAACUAGAUGCGCCGAGUUGGUCGUCGAUAGAAACGGGGCAGGCUAAGUUAUGAUUGAUAGAUUUGGCUGGUUCGGAUCGGGUUGGGUUGCUGUUUGAUAGGCAUGAUUCCUUGCAUAUAUGUGCUGCUAGAUAUAAGAUAUAAAUACUAGACUAGGU
Molecule: messenger RNA, 2009 nt
Organism: Aspergillus steynii IBT 23096
Lineage: Eukaryota; Fungi; Ascomycota; Eurotiomycetes; Eurotiales; Aspergillaceae
Product: putative bifunctional fatty acid transporter/acyl-CoA synthetase (FAT1)
Exons: 5
Coding region: 1-1905 (634 amino acids)
Molecular function (GO): long-chain fatty acid-CoA ligase activity; long-chain fatty acid transmembrane transporter activity
Source: RefSeq, a predicted model, not a curated record